Theobroma umbraticum is the source of this 510-nucleotide messenger RNA. RefSeq lists its product as uncharacterized. The record is from RefSeq and is a predicted model, not a curated record. NCBI's taxonomy places the organism in Eukaryota, Viridiplantae, Streptophyta, Magnoliopsida, Malvales, Malvaceae.
AUGGCUAAUAAUUUGUCACUGUGGAGCAUCUUGGAUGCAAAUAAACUUACUGGCCCAAACUUCCUCGAUUGGUUUCGGAACCUCAAGAUUAUCUUGGAACAAGAAAAGAAAUCUUAUGUCCUUGACACUCCCAUUCCACCAGUCCCUAUUGCUGAUGCUAGUGGAGAGGAUAAGGAGGCAUAUCAACGUCAUAAGGAUGACAAUGAUCAAGCAGAGCUCCAAAAGCAACAUGAACACAUGGAUGUCCAAUCCAUGAUUCUUCACCUUAGAGAACUGUUCGAUAAAGAGGGGUACACUGAGAGAUAUGAGAUCUCUAAAGAACUAUUUCGAUGCAAGAUGGCAGAAGGCAGUUCUGUUAGACCCCAUGUGCUGAAGAUGAUUGGACUCAUCGAGAGACUUGGACAAUUGGGAUUAGUAAUGGAUCAUGAGCUAAGUAUAGACUUUGUUCUACAACCUCUUCUUGACAACUUUAGUCAGUUCGUGUUGAACUUCCAUAUGAAUCGAUUGUAA